AUGGCUUCCUCCCCGGUGGACGCGUCCCGCAGGCGGCAGGAGAAGCGGCGGCAGCUGGACGCGCGCCGCAGCAAGUGCCGCAUUCGCCUGGGCGGCCACAUGGAGCAGUGGUGCCUCCUCAAGGAGCGGCUGGGCUUCUCCCUGCACUCGCAACUCGCUAAGUUCCUGUUGGACCGGUACACUUCUUCAGGCUGUGUGCUCUGUGCAGGUCCUGAGCCUUUGCCUCCCAAGGGUCUGCAGUAUCUGGUGCUCUUGUCCCAUGCCCACAGCCGAGAGUGCAGCCUGGUGCCAGGCCUUCGGGGGCCCGGGGGCCAAGAUGGGGGGCUUGUGUGGGAGUGCUCUGCAGGCCACACCUUCUCCUGGGGCCCCUCUUCAGGCUCCGUAUCUCCAGAGGAGCCCAAGCCAGCUUCCUGUCCAAAUACUGCCCGGAGAAGCUGGUGUCUGGAGGCCAGGAGCGGCCAGGAGCCUGCAGGUUUGGCAGCUGAGCAUGAUGAGAGGACUCCAGAGGCCAAGCUGCCCAGCAGGGAAGUGGGACCCCUACUGGAGACCUUCCCAACCCCAGGAGAAGACGGGGAGGAGGAAGAUGAGGAUGAAGAGGAGAUGCUCAGUGAUGCCAGCCCAUGGACCUACAGCUCCUCCCCAGACGACAGUGAUCCAGAUGCCCCCAGAGUACUUCCUUCCCCUGUCACCCAUGCACUUAAGGAUGGGGAGACACCCCCGGCCCCAGCAGCUCCCCUCAAUCCACUUGCUGUACCAUCUUCAUCAACAUCCUCAUCGGGUUCUGGAGCUCUUCUGCCUAUGGAAGUUGGGGUACAGCCAGAACUCAGAGGGAUCCCUCAAGCAGCCCAGCAGACUGAGCCCCUGGCCAGCCCUGGGAGUCAGGCCCAGUCUGCUCUGACCUUGGCCUGGGAGGAGGACACAACACAGAUCGGCCCCAAGAGAAUUAGGAAAGCUGCCAAAAGAGAGCUGCUGCCUUGUGACUUUCCUGGCUGUGGAAGGAUCUUCUCCAACCGGCAGUAUUUGAAUCACCACAAGAAGUACCAGCACAUCCACCAAAAGUCCUUUUCCUGCCCAGAGCCAGCCUGUGGGAAGUCCUUCAACUUUAAGAAACACUUGAAGGAGCAUGUUAAACUGCACAGUGACACCCGGGACUACAUCUGUGAGUUCUGCGCCCGGUCUUUCCGCACCAGCAGCAACCUCGUCAUCCACCGGCGCAUCCACACUGGAGAGAAACCCCUGCAGUGUGAGAUCUGCGGGUUCACCUGCCGCCAGAAGGCUUCCCUGAACUGGCACCGGCGCAAGCACGCGGAGACAGCUGCUACUCUGCGCUUCCCCUGUGAGUUUUGCGGCAAGCGUUUCGAGAAGCCAGACAGCGUUGCAGCUCACUGCAGCAAAAGCCAUCCAGCCCUGCUCCCAGCCCCACAAGAGUCACCCGGCCCAUCGGAGCCCUGUCCCAGCAUCUCAGCCUCUCUGAUCCUGGGGUCUGGUGAUGAGUCCAGGCCCUCUGUGGUUCCUCAGGCUCUGACCAUGCUCCCUCAGCAGUGAGCAUUCCUGAGCUCUGAGGAACCAGACCUUGGAGACUGAAGAGGAGCAAGGAAGAGAAGUGCCAGGUGCCUGGUCCCCAGAAACCCGGGUAUCAGGGAGUUUAGGGUGGAGGCAGAAAAAUAAGCCAGGCUUUUAGUCUUCCUAAAGGACAGAAUAAACCCAGUAUUUCACAUGGACGUACGUGGGCAGAGUGACUAUUUUGGCACCUGAAGUGCAGGAAUCCUGAUUUCUCUAGAAGCAGGCGCUACCAGAAUAUGCCUGAGUUUACCAUGGGUGUGGGCUGUAUUAUUCUCUCUGCAGGCCCCUACCUCAAGGACCCAGCUUUCUUUCUCAGUUUGCUUUGGCACUUUGCAGUCCUUUUCUGUGGAGUGUCAUACCUGUUCUUGCACUCAAGAAGGGUAGGCUGCGACAUAUGGAGAGCACUGGGUCAUUCCAGUGACCCAGAGCACUGGGUCAUUCCAGUGGAUUAGCUGGAGCAGGAAUGGAGGUAUGUGAGCCUGAGCCACAUUCGUACUCUGCAUUGACCAAGAGAACCAAACAUACAUGCUUGAAGAGUCUUGCCUUCCAGUGCAAAAUCAAGCGGGCGUUGCAUGCAAGAUCCCUGAGCUACCUUGGGAGGGGACAUCUUAGAACUUCAGAAAGGCUUGGCUCUUGGAUCACUCCUGAAUUCUGCAAAGAUGGUAGCCUCUGGUAUGACAAAGGAGGCUCUUGGCUUCUGGAACCCCCCGCAAAACACCAAGCUUUAUUUCACCAGUCGUAAGCAAAACAACCACCGGCCAAUUCCAGAUUUUCUGCCCUGCACUAUUGACUCUGUGGAGCUCCAUUUGCCCAUGGCUCCAGGCUUGAUUUGGAAAUAGUAUUCUGAUGCUCCCCUUGGCAGUACUCUGCUUUAUAGACCCCACAGGGUCUUGGUCUAGGUCUGAAAGUUAAUGUCCCCCCACCUAGCUGGAGAAUAUUGCCCUGAGAGGCACUUUGAUGUGGAUACCAUCAGGUGUGCUCCAUGGGACUGGUGGCUGCUCUGCUGAGGGCUCCUGCCCAGCUUCACUGUGGUGGGCCUUCUCUGCCAGGAAGUAGGCUGGUGGCUUCUGGCAUAAUGUCUUUCACUGAAA
Mustela lutreola (European mink) is the source of this 2654-nucleotide messenger RNA. RefSeq names its product zinc finger protein 692 (gene ZNF692). Gene Ontology annotation, biological process: regulation of transcription by RNA polymerase II. The transcript has 11 exons. Gene Ontology annotation, molecular function: chromatin insulator sequence binding. The record is from RefSeq and is a predicted model, not a curated record. NCBI's taxonomy places the organism in Eukaryota, Metazoa, Chordata, Mammalia, Carnivora, Mustelidae. Gene Ontology annotation, cellular component: kinetochore; chromosome. The coding region runs from base 1 to 1545 and encodes 514 amino acids.